Molecule: messenger RNA, 1119 nt
Organism: Musa acuminata AAA Group (dessert banana)
Lineage: Eukaryota; Viridiplantae; Streptophyta; Magnoliopsida; Zingiberales; Musaceae
Product: acid phosphatase 1
Exons: 3
Coding region: 189-1010 (273 amino acids)
Molecular function (GO): acid phosphatase activity
Source: RefSeq, a predicted model, not a curated record
CAUACAUCCAUAUAAAACGAAGGAGAAGGCGCUGAGUAGUAGGUACGGCACAGCGGAGGACAGAUGUUCUUGCCAGCUCAAACUCAUUCAUCACCAUAACAUCUCCUUCAUCAACCACCACCGCCAAGCCAUGAGGUCAUUUCUUCUCUUUUCACUGGUUCAGAGGUUGAAUCCGCGCAUAUAAAUAUAUGGAAGAACAAGCAGCGAUUCAUAUGCCGAGGAAGAAGAUGAGAGGGGAGGUCAUCCUACUGUGUCUGUGGCUGUGCACGGGGCUUGUGGCUGGGGACUGGAACAUCCUCAGCUACAUCACUAGCAAGAGAGAGGAUGACAGGAACAGCAACGUGGAGUUCAGCCUGAGGAACUACUGCGAGAGCUGGCGGAUGAACGCGGAGCUGAACAACAUCCGGGGGUUCGAGGUGGUGCCAGGGGAGUGCGUCGGCUACAUCGGCGCCUACAUGACGUCGACGCAGUACGAGGUGGACGUCCAGCUCGCCGCCGAGGAGUCCCUCUUGUUCCUCACCGACAGCUUUCAGCCCUCCGGCGACGGCAAGGACGCAUGGAUCUUCGACCUCGACGACGUCCUCCUCUCCACCGUGCCCUACUUCAAGAUGCACGACUUCGGAGGAACCAAGACAAACAGAGGGAGCCUCGAGGCAUGGAUGAGGGAGGGCAAUGCGCCUGCCAUCGAGCACAUGCUGACACUCUUCUACCUAAUCAGAGGAAAAGGGUUGAAGGUCUUCAUCCUCUCUUCCAGAGCAGAGUAUCUCAGAGAAGCGACCGUCGAAAACCUCAUCGCCGUCGGCUAUCAUGGUUGGACUGAUCUCAUCCUCAGGUCGGAGGAGGACAAAUAUACCUGCGCAGAGGAGUACAAGGCAAAACAGAGGAGCAAGUUGGUCCACGAAGGCUACCGCCUGUGGGGAAUUGUUGGGAGCCAAUGGAGCAGCCUCGGGGGUUACACCACCGCCCGAAGAAUCUUCAAGCUCCCAAACCCUAUGUACUAUGAGUAUUAGAACGUCAUCAUCUCUCUGCCAACUUUCUCAUUCCCUCCGCCAAAAAUAAGUGGCCCUCAUUUCCCUUCCUACAUGGAGAAAGAUAUGAGUUCACAUGUUUUUGUCUCAA